Molecule: messenger RNA, 5814 nt
Organism: Caretta caretta (loggerhead turtle)
Lineage: Eukaryota; Metazoa; Chordata; Testudines; Cheloniidae
Gene: GAL3ST1
Product: galactose-3-O-sulfotransferase 1
Biological process (GO): galactosylceramide biosynthetic process; myelination
Cellular component (GO): membrane
Molecular function (GO): galactosylceramide sulfotransferase activity
Source: RefSeq, a predicted model, not a curated record
UGCCUGCUGGGUUAUGGGUAGGGCCCUCUCCACUAGCCACCAAUGGAAACCUGUCCUGUGGUCAAGUGGGACCUGGCCCCAAAAGCCAGUGGCUCCACAAGUGAACACCAGUGCCUGCCACAAGCUCCCAGCCCUGGCUGUUUUAUCUGCAUGCUCUGGGCCCUGGGCUCCUGCCAUGGUUGGUAAGGCUGCAUUUUUCUGUGCCUAGCAGGAGAAAUGGGGAAAGAGUGCAUGGUCUUCAGUGACAAUGUCUUUGUUGAUGUCAAUGCUGCAGAAGGAUACAAAUGGUUCUGUUGUUCUCAGCCCCGGAAGGGAGGGCUGUGAAUGAGCUCUCUGUGCGGCUUGAAGUGGGAGGAGGGACAAGCCAGGGAGCCAGCUAGGGUGAUGGUGAGAGUUCAUUCUCGGGACAGUCUCCCUCCAGGAGAUGGUGGGAGGGUCCAGCCCCAGCUCCACACCUGGGAGGAGAGUCUGAGAUCCUGGAGAUAGCAGGCACCAUUGGAAAGAAACUGCCUGCUCCAAAGUCCCAAGCUGAUGGCAUGGCCCUGGCACCGUGGAGUUGGCAUAGGGAAGGUGGCCACGACUUCUAGGGAGGGCUGAGCUGCCUUGUAAGAGCUGGCACUGGGAUAGCUGCCCAGGAGAUUCCAUGUUGAAGCAGCAUCGCAACGCCCUUUGCGUGCAGUCUGGUCCGACUGAGCCCUGGAAGAAAAGGGAAGUUUGCAGAGAGGAGCUUAAGCCAAGGAAAAGAGAGAGAAGCUUCAGCGAUGACUUGAUCACAGCCUAUAAAUAGCUACAUGGGGAAUAAAUAUUUAACAAUGGGAUCUUCAGUCUAGCACACAAAGGUCUAACAUGAUCCAAUGGCUGGAAGUUGAAGCUAGACAAAUUCCGACUGAAAAAAAGGUGGCCGCAAUGCUGCAGAAGAAGAAGCACUGGAGGUCCAUGUGCAAGGGGCUUGUUCUGGGAACUGUCCUGACCAGCUUCAUGCUGCUGCUGUACUCCUACAUCAUUCCCCCUCUGCAAGUCAGCAUGAUGGACAUUCCUAUCCCUUACUCCUGCUCCUCCUAUCCUGCCCAGGCCAGGGUGCCAGGUGUGGUGAACAGCACCCACAGUCCCCUGGGGCAAGGGUGUCUGCCCAAGCUGGACAUCAUGUUCAUGAAGACACACAAGACAGCCAGCAGCACCAUCCUAAACAUACUCUUCCGCUUCGGUGAGAAGCACCGCCUCAAGUUCGCCUUCCCCAAUGGCCGCAAUGACUUCUACUACCCCUCCUACUUCGAACGCAGCCAGGUCCAGGACUACCAGCCCGGCAUGUGCUUCAACAUCAUCUGCAACCACAUGCGCUUCCAGUACCAGGAGGUGCGCAAGCUACUGCCGGCUGACACCAUCUUUCUGACAGUGCUGCGUGACCCUGCCUACCUCUUCGAGUCCUCCUUCCACUACUUUGGGCGCAUCAUCCCCCUCACCUGGAAGCUGCAAGGUGAGGACAAGCUGGCAGAAUUCCUCCGUGACCCAUGGCACUACUAUGACCCUAACGGGUUCAACGCUCACUACCUCCAGAACCUGCUCUUCUUUGACCUGGGCUAUGACAACAACAUGAAUGCCAACAGCCCCUUGGUGGACCAGUACAUCCAGGAGAUCAACCAACAUUUCCAUCUGGUCAUGCUGUUGGAGUACUUUGAUGAGUCCCUAGUGCUCCUGAAGGACCUGCUGUGCUGGGAGCUGGAGGACGUCCUCUACUUCAAGCUCAAUGCCCGCAAGGACUCCACUGUCUCCAAGCUGACAGGUGAGCUCUAUGAGAAGGCCACCUACUGGAACCUCAUUGACACCAAGCUCUACCGCUACUUCAAUGCCACCUUCUGGCGCAAGGUGGAGGCCUAUGGGUGGGAGCGAAUGGCCAGGGAUGUGGCCGAGCUGCACCGGGAGAAUGAGAAGAUGAAGAGCAUCUGCAUCGAUGGAGGGCGCCCUGUGGAUGCCAACGCCAUCCAGGAGUCCUCCAUGCAGCCAUGGCAGCCGUUGGGCCAGAAGUCCAUCCUGGGUUACAAUUUGAAGAAGAAGAUCAACAAGAAGCACCGGAAGCUGUGCCGCAAGAUGCUGACACCUGAGAUCCAGUACCUGACUGACCUGGGAGUCAACCUCUGGAUCACCAAGCUCUGGAGCCACGUGCGGGAGUUCUUAAAGUGGUAACAUGUGAACUGCAGCUGUUCCCAACUCCCUCCCCUCCGCUGCCCUCAUCCUCACCCAAGAGGAGAACCAAGUGCUUUCAUUUUCGUUUCUUCCUUAUGUCUGUUGGCUGGAUGCAGGACAUGACAUGUCGUCAACAAGCAGAACUGACUUGAGGCUCCAACAUGGAAUAUUGCUUUUCACAAUGUGUUUUCUUCUUGCUUCUAUUUGAAAGUAAUGGGGGCACCGUCUGUGGCAGUGGGAUCCCAGCCUGGGUACCUCACUCAUGUUAAUAGCAGUAUACCUGUCACAGCGUAAACAGGAGACAAGAUAUGGAGUUGCAAGUGUGUGUGUUUGUUUGUACUGAUGACUGGUUUUGUGUGCUGCACACUGAUGGGUGUAUGCUUUAAUGUGUGUGCUUUACUCCAGCUGCAAGAAUGUGUGUGCAAUGCAUUGCAAUGUGCGAAGGAAUCUCGGGGUUGGGAGGUAUGUCAGAUAUGUUAUACUGUAUAUUCUGGGUGUGAGUGCGCUUGUGAACCACACAUUACUCUGUGUGUGUGUAAAUAGUACAUGACAGUGAACACUGGUAUUAAUGGGGGUGUGGUCAGUAUAUUUGCUGGUGGUUGCAGGGGGAGCCUUAGCCUGUUACAUUACAGGAUUCUCUGUGUGUGUGAGAGAUUGAUCUGUUCACACAACAAAUACAAAGUGUAACAGUACUCUGCAACAAACAUUGGUCUCUCUAGGUGUGUCACUAUGUCACUGUGUGUAUUUCAGUGUGUGCAGGGUGUACAUACAGGAAUCUGUGCAUGGUUGACAUGUGGUGGCUGUGUACAAUACCGUACAGUGAAUAUCCAGAUCUUGUGUAGGGGAUGUAAGAGAUGGAUGUAUUACAGUGUGUGUGUGUGUGUGUGUGUGAGAGAGAGAGAGAGAGACCAACCUGUUAUCGGGUGUAUGGGGAUCUGCGUGCAUAUUUCACUCAGUAUGUGUGAAUCUGACCAGCCUGUUUGCCUGCAUAUCUGUUUAGAGCUGCACAAGUCACACUAUGGCUGAUAUACCAGACAAUACUCAGUACUCUCUGUCCAUUCUAGAGACAGCCAUUUGCACUGAUUCACACUGGCCUAGAGACUGUCAGUUCCAUGUAGACCACAUACAGUCUGUGUGUGAAAGUCAAUAUGUGUCUACAUGCUGGUUUUUAUCUGCAUCAGAGGGCUUAGUUGGCCACAACAGUCUUCAGCCUGCACUGACUCAGACCAGUCCAUAUAUGGGAAAUAACAACCAAGGCAGCGGUCCUUAAAUACAUUAAGACGGCCAACGUGUCACAUUUAAUCAAACUAGUUCUCCCAUAGCACUGAUUUUGAACAGGCUAUGCAUGAUUCAUACUACUCCAAGUGGUAGAUAUUACCAGCUCAAGCUGCACCUAACUCAACCUCCAUGUACGUGUUUUUAUGGUGUUCAGUGAGCUCAGACAGUCUGUAGUUGACCAUGGGUCCUUAUAACACAUUAUUGACUAGCAGCCAGCAAAAUGACUAUAUUGUUUGAAGCAGCAUCAACACUUGAGUUUCAGGCAUGUAUAAAAACCCCACUACACAAGCCUUCUGUGGGUUUGUUUGUGGUCCUUGAAUUUCUAACCAGCCUGGCAGGUUCAAAAGAAAACAAGAGAGUCUUUUCAGGGUGUCUGCCAACCAAAUCCCAGCCUCCAGCAGCUGUUGCCUGUGGAGGUUUCACUGCAUGAACCUGGCCACUGUCAGAUCCUUUGCUGCAGGGUCUCAUGCCUACGGCUGGAUACUGGAUGGUAGGUUUCCACUGUAACCCAUAGCUCCAGUCGCCAUGUGUGUAUCAUUCCCUGAGCCACCAUGGGCUCAGUGCUCCAAGCUUCCUGUCUUCCUGUUGGACCAUGGCUGGUUGGCUCCCAGCAGAGCAGAGUGUGUUCUCUUCCUGCCCCCACACCACCAGUUCGAGGGUCCCAUGGUGCCCCUCCCUAGAGGGGACGCUGGGUGUGAGCCACGAGACCUGGUGAGAACUGGUGGGGGUACAGGAGGGCUUGGGAGAGAGGCUGAGGGGGCAGGACAGCAUGUUCCCUGCUUUCUCUUCUUGCUUUGAGGCUUGGCUGGGGUGGGGAGUCCAGAGGGGAAGAGGGAACAGGAGACAAGCUCCCAACAGCUGCCAUGCUUGUGACCCCUCACAAUGAGCCCCCCGCUAGCCCUGCAGCCACUGCACCUCUCUUCAGGAGAAUGGGACAAAGCCGAAGGGCAAGGGGACCCAACCAGGGUGUUUAGUAUGAGGGCGAUCAGCCUGGGAGGCACUGGGCUGAGCAGCAGCCAUCAUGGAUGUGUUAGGAGGGAGCCAGCGAGCAGGGAGGGGCCCCAGGGCUGUGCAGCUAGGAGGCACAGUUCAUCGGGCUACACAGGGAGUAACCAAAGCACCAGGCCUGGAAAGGGAUGGAAGCAACCCAGCUGCACAGAGGCAAGGAGGGAGGGUGGCGAGAGCAGACUGAGGGCAGACCUUUCAGGGAGCACUGUUUGAAGAGGGGAAGGGUUGGGGGAGUCCCCGCUUGGCACUGAAUCCCCCAGCUUUAUGGCCCACCUGCCACCAUGAGCUUGGACUCUGGGAAUGCAGCAGCCAGAGACUCCCUGGCAGUAGGGGAGGGGGACAAGAUUCCAGCCGCCCCCCAGCAACACCAGGAAUUUCCAGCAGGGGAGAACUUGCCUGUCCUGCAUUUGCAGCCCAGGGCCCUCCGCCCCCAUCCCAUGGACUCAGCCUCCCAUGGCCUUGGGGGAGCUGGGGUGGCCAUAUGCCACUCGGUUCACACCCAGGGGCAGCAGUUCGUGGAGUGACAGGAGGCCCAGUGAGAGCAGGGAAAGCGCUAAAGGCUUCUCCCCCCGCAGCCCAUAUGCGGCUGCUGGCAAAGGGGUCCUCUGCUGAAUCUGCAGCCCAGGGUGCUCCAGAGGGGGCACGGUGGGGAUUGGGGUGCGGUGGCGUGUGGCAUCAGCAGAGGAGCUGGUUGCAGGUGGCUGGAAGAUGAGAGCUGGGGUGAUGCCCCCACCCCCAAAGAUACCUGCUUGGAGCAUAGGCCCCAGGUUCACAGGGCUGCACAAGAGAGAGACUUGCCUCACAGACAGGGCUUGGGGGAUAUGUUAGAGUGAGAGCAGGCAGCUUGUGGGAAGGCUGGUCCCUGUCUCUCCCCUGUGAGUGGACUCCAGGAGGCAGCAGCUGGUCAUGUGCCCCGUCAGCCCUGCCCCAGUCCUUAGUUCUCAGCACCGUCUCCAGGGCUGCGGCGGGAGCCUAAGGGCAACCCCUAACUGGCAUACAGUGGAGCAGAGUACGAUGCCGCAUCCUCGGGGUGGCCUAUGGGAUGGCAGUGCCAGCACGCCCUGCUCUGUCUUUGAAGAUGCUCAGAUGCAGAAGGAGCCACGCAGGCAGGGAUCUGUGGUCCUUGUGCACCGCCCGCAUGUUUUAAAGCGGAAGGUAACCCCAGACCUUGCUGUCAAACGGCCUCCUUCCUCUCCCGGCUGUAGCCGUUGGGUGCCAUCGAUACUCCUUGGUGGGAGGGUGUCUAACGUUCUGCUCUGCUUGGAAAGACAGGGAAUAAAAUGAUCAUUUUGUAUGACAAUUAUACUGUAUAUUUGACAGUUUUUAAUAUAUGAACCGUUCAGCUGU